AUACUGCUAAAAACCCACAAAAGCCUUUUAGCAAAGGCCUGAGGUAAAACUUCACGCUUGCUUCGGGAAAGCAACGCAUUUCCAAGCAAAAGCUGGGACUGUUCCUUUAAGCACAACCCCAAUAUGUCUGGGUAUUUCAGCACAUAUGGGCCACGGUGGUUAAACCCUACCCAGCUGGUCCGUCCAUUCUGCCGCGAAGCCUCCUGUCUUUGUUCGUGGCUAAAAGGGAGGGUGGUGAGAGACGGAGCAAGCUGUGAGUGCUGCGGGUUGCAAUCCUGCAAAGGCAGCCUGCAGGGCAGCGGGAGGAGGUGGCAUGCAGCCGGCAGCCCGCUUUGCUGCGCCGGAGGGGAUGGGGGCUGCGAGAAAUUUUCCAUAGGGGAGACCGUGUCCUUGGCGCAAUGAACUCAAAGGGGCCUUCAAACAGCCCUUGGCACUUUGUUCUGUGUUUUCAGCCCUUCUUUCCCUUCCCCCCCUCCCCUGUCCUUUUGUCAUUUUUCAUGCUGGAUGUCACGCGCCACGGGUCACUAUUCCCCCCGGCCCAUGGGGACAGGCCCUUGCAGAGGGCACUGCUGGGCGGCAGCGGGAUGGAGGGAUUUGGGAGGGCCUUCCCCACUCCAGGGAGAAGGGAAUGCUGCUGCCUGUCCUGAGGGGUGCUCGGGUGCUUUGGCCACCCCAGCGAGGGGCACAGCGACACUGACCCCCCCCCCCUGCAAGGCCUCUGCAGUGCUAUGCCGGGGAGAGGAGCUUUGUUCCUUUCUUCCUCAUGGGCAGCCUAAAUACCUUCUUAAUUUCAUCUCAUUAUUCCCUGCCUAAAUAAUUCCUCUUCCUCCUGGGGACCGUGUUUAAAACUUUGAUCUCCUCUGAUGACUCGCGGUCCUGAGCACAUCCUUUCUGUUUAAAUGGAUCAAAUGCCUUUUUGACUCAUGAUUUAUAGAUCUGCCUGCCAAGGAGUUCAGGCAGUACAAUACAGCAGCCUCAAAAAAAAAAAAAAAAAAAACCCACGGUGUCUCUGGCCUGAGCCCAGCGCUCAGGGCUGACCCAGAGCCGCAUGCGAAGGGCUGCCUAGCUUCUCAUCAGCAUUAUUGCUGUUCUCAUCCUCCCCUCGUCCCCUCUGCUCUGCUGACGGAUGGCGUUGCUUGGGCUCAAGCCCAGCCAGGGAAUUGCCAUCCCCAGGUCAGGAGCGGGUGAACGUGCCCGAGGCUGAUGGAUGCCUUUCCCCAGGAUGGGGUCACAGCUGGUGUGCUGUGCAGCCCUGGCCCCUGUGUGCUCCCCAUCUCCCAGGGGUACUGCUGACAUGGAGCGCAGCUGGAAGGAUGGAGAUGAGCGGCCAUGUAGGUGUCAGCGUGCUGAGGCUGAUGGUGGAGGAAGGCUGGUGUUACUGGGAGGUCAGUGCUGGAUGAACCAUGUGGCUUCUUGGGGGAUCUGUGGGCUUCCUGGGGCAGGAGAACUGCCCUGGUCUUGGUCUUGAUGACACCUGAGCAAGGUGGGAGAGAUCCCUCCCCUCCCAGUUCAUUUGGCACCAACUAAUUGAGCUCCAUGGGGGCGGACACGCCACGAAUGGGAUGUGUGUCUGGUGCCCACCAGCCCUCACAUGGCUCCAGCGAGGCUGGGCAGGGGCAGAGAGCCUGGCCAGACGUUGUUGUUGUUAUUACCCCUUCGUAUUUGGAGGCACUUAAUGACCUUGGCAUGGAGCAUUUCCUGGGAAUUAAUGGCCAGUUGGCGUUAAUGGUCCUUAGCGGCACCUCGGGCCAUCGGCUCCUCCCAGCCCAUCAUUAAUCCACAGGAAAUGUCUCAGGCAUCGAUCCUCAUUGCUUAAUUAAUAAACGCAUCUCGUCUCCCCGGCUGAGAUUUAGAGACAUUGGCUGCUUCUUUCCCCACCUCCUGGAAGGUGCCUUGUUCGAGCAGAGGUCUUUCCCACACCUGGCUUUAUUUUUCGAGGCCUCUGUGGCUGUGUGCUUCCCGGCUUCUGGCAGCACGGGCUGUGAAGCCCAGCACCAGGAUGCUGCCGACGCGGGGCCGGAGCACACAGUGUCUCCAGCUCUUAUCAACAGUUGGCUUGUGCUGCCGGUGCCGCAGUAUAAAUCACGUUAAUUCCUGAGGUACUUUUCCGUGGUGAGCCUGAAAUUCCCAUUUUGGUUUGCUGUCUUGCCUGGCGAACUAAAUUAUUUUCAUAGCCCCUUAAGGGCAUAUUGUCAGCCCAGACUUACUGCCAUUAUACACCAUAUCUGAAACAUUAAUAUCUCUUCUAAAUAUAGUGUAUUGACAAGGUAUCUGCUAUAGUGUAAAUCCUUGGGACAUUUGAUCCAGAUCAUUAAAACCGAGUGAAGGAAAGGAGGAAUAGAUCAAGUUACCUUGCUGCUCUUAAUUCAAACAAGCGAUGAAUUAUUCAUUCCGCUAUUAAUUCUGCAGUCCUCCUGCUUUUUUAUUUAUUUCUCCCCGUAUUUAUUUUUUCCCUUCCGGACAGACAGCUCUGGAGCGAUGCUCGGGCGGCGGUGACGACAGGAUGGGGUGCGGGGCCGCGGGCUGCGUGCUGGUUCUGGCCCUGCUCUGCACGGUGCUUGGUGUGGCCCCAAGCGGAGGUAAGGGCCUGUGCACAGCGGGGAUGGGGCUGGAGCUGGGGAUGGCUCGGCAGCACGGGAUGUGCAGGUACGUGGGAUGGAGAGUCCUUGGUCAUGCUUAUUUUACUGAAGGCGGUAGGUAGGGGUUGUCUUGUGGCUACCUUGCACUUUGCUGAAGGGUUUGUUAGCUUUUGGAGUUUUCCACACAUAUAUGCACACCAGUAUAUAUAUGUGUGUGUGUAUGUAUACGUGUGCAGGUUGCUGUGUAUGCAACAAAACCCGCGUGUUAUCAGUAUAAUGUGACCCCCAACACAGGCCGCAGCACUCCGUGGGGCUGGGGUGGGACAGAUUAGCCUAUUAUUUCAGCCAACUGGCAAUAUCCCUCCCCAAAAUGCAGAGCACCCCAGGCACCCCGUCCUUAGUGACCCACCCCUCCUGCAGGCUUCCCUCUUGGAUAUGAAUUCCAAUAACGUCAGUCCUUUAGCACAGUCCUGUAUGGCUUGAUUGCCUAUCCCUGGUAAUUAGCAAGGCACAGAGAUCCACCAGCAUUGCUGCUCAUGCACACGCGCAUGUGCACACCAGAACUGCUCGCAGUGCAGCACCGUGCACAUCCACAGCUCCCUCCCUUGCCGGGUCACCACACCAGCAAGUGUAAUGAACAGCAGUGUGCCAUGGCCGAGUAUUGAUUCGCACAUGCUUGGCCCAGAUUGAUGGCAGCGAGCAUGCAGCCAUGUUUGGGAACCUGCACGUGCUCCCCAGAGGCUAUGCGGGGCCUGAUCCCCUCUCAGAUGUGAUGUCUGUGCCCACUGUGCAGCAUACGCAGCCAGCCCUGGCUCCCUCCCUGCCUGCCUUAUUUCAUUAUAACCGUGUCUCAGUAUAAAGAUUUCAUUAGAAAAUCAAUCCCUACAUGCACAACUCAUUGUGAAGCACAUCAAACCCUUCAUCCCUGUAUCUCCCGGCCUGAAUUCACCGAUACCACCUUUGUAUGUAAGGAUUGUUUUCAGCAGAUGUCAAAAAGCUGAAGGGAUGGGCAGCCCACGGGCUGACCCCACAUUUAACAUUUCUGUCUAGAGCUCCUAUAAUCGGGGAGCUGAGGAGCACCUCUUGUCCAGAGGCUCUGUGGGGCAGGAUGCUGCAGCUGUGCCCCACUGGCACAGGAUUGGGACAGGGCUGCCUUAGCCCUGCUGCCUUGCCUGCAGGUGCUGGAUUUCCCCCUCUGGAGCUUCUGAAAAAAGGAGAAUGCAUUCCUGGCUGAGAACCAGCUAGAGUGUAACCACUGCUCUCUUAAAAUUUAUCUUUACUUUCUUUUUGCCAGCAAGAAAUAGAUACUAACACUGAGCUGUAGGUGGACCAGCAGGAGGAGCUCAUGGAAAUUGUCAAGUGUGGGAGUCCAUCACUCAGCAGGGCUGGUGUGGGGUGGAGGUGGUGGUUACACAGAAGGAAAAAUGGCAAUGGAGAGAACACGUGUACUGCAGGUCUCCCUGGACACCUCUUCUAGGGCUGGGUGGUAUUUUGGCAGCACUGGUGUUAGUAUGGAGCUGUGGUGGGAUGGAGCUGGUGCUGUCUUGUCCAGUCUCACUGCCUAGCUACUGUCUUUUUAGGCGUUUCCUGGAAAGGGAUUCAUCACAUCUGCCUCCCACCCCUCUUUCUUGUCAUUCAGGCAUCAAAUGUGGUGGGGUGCUCUCAGCACCCUCUGGCAACUUCUCCAGCCCCAAUUUCCCAGGGCUGUACCCCUAUGAGACGGAGUGCACCUGGCUGAUUGUGGUGGCCGAGGGCUCCUCUGUCCUGCUCUCCUUCAGCCACUUUGAGCUGGAGUACCACGCUGCCUGCGCUUACGACUAUCUCCAAGUCUACAAUGGGGCAUCCCGGGACCAGGGGAACCUCCUGGGCACCUUCUGUGGCCGUAGUGCCCCACCGCCUUUCGCUUCUGCCUGGCACGUCAUGGCUGUGGUCUUCCGCUCUGACCGGCACGUGGCCAAGCGUGGCUUCGCCGCCACCUACCACAAAGAUGCAUGUGGUGGGCAACUGACGGGGCUGUCUGGAGAGAUCACCAGCCCACGGUACCCCGAGAGCUAUCCCAAUGACGCAGAGUGCCGCUGGAGCAUCAGAGCGACUGGUGGCCCUCUCACUCUGGUCUUUGCUGACUUCCAAGUAGAGGGUGGCCAGGGCUGUGGCUUCGACUACGUGGCCCUUUUCGAUGGCCCCACUGCCACCGCCCCCAACCUGGGUCGCUACUGUGGCAGUGCCCGCCCGCCCCGCACCAUCUCCUCCACCCAGCACCUCUUCAUCCUCUUCAAGUCAGACUUCAACAUCGUGGGCAGGGGCUUCAAGGCCCAUUUCUACUCAGGUGAGUGCCAGGAAGUCUACACUACCAUCAAGGGAAAUUUCUCCAGCCCUCAGUACCCCAACUUCUACCCCAACAACCUCCAGUGUCAGUGGAGCAUCCAGCUGCCCCCGGGCUACCGGAUCAAAGUCUUCUUCUUGGACUUGGAGCUGGAGGCUCGGAGCAGCCUGACCGGUGGCUGUGACUACGACCGCCUGGAUGCCUUCGAUGGCAGAGCUGAGAAUGCCUCCCUGCUGGGGACGUGGUGUGGGAGGGAGAGCCCGAUGCCUGUCACCUCCCGUGGCCAUCAGCUGCUGCUGGUGCUCCGCACGGACCGCAGCAUGGCCAAGCGGGGUUUCUCCCUUGCCUAUGUCGGAGUUGUGCCCAUGAACAUCAGCUGCACGCGGACAGACUUCCACAUCCAGAUCCCCAUGCAGGCCCUGGCCCAGCUGCAGAGGAACAAGGUGUAUUUGGGGAUGCCCUCCUGUGCGGCUCAGGUGGUUGGUUCACACUUCAGGAUACACACCCGGUUCGACACAUGCGGCACUGAGUCCCAGAGACGAAACAACACGUCCAUCAUUGUCAGCACACUCUACAUCGACUUCUCGGCGGGCGACCAGGAGGACAUCCACCAGUAUGAGGUGCAGUGCGAGCCCAAGAGGAAGGAAGCCUCCGUGUCCCUCAUCGCUGGCCCCGACCCACACAGGCUGAGCCAGGCAGAAAACAUGGUGGAUGUGCAGCAGAGGGGGGCGGGAGUGAUGGAUGCCCACGAAGCCAAGAGCCAGGACACCAGCGACAUCGUCUUCAUCAGCAUCUGCAUCCUGGCUGGGCUGCUCAUGGUCAUUGCUGUGGUCGGGCUCGUGCUGCUGUAGCAAACUCAGGUUGGAAAUGUGCCCCCCAAAACCACUCUUGUCCCAAGUUUAGCACUAACACAGCUGCUGAAAUGCAGACAGUGAAAUGAAGCCUGAGCCCAACCUCCACCUUGUCUCCAUGCCUGAGAUCUGGGCCGCAGGCAGCCAUUUCCCUUCCCAUCAGUUUUCCUCUGUCUCUCAAUCUGUCCAUUUGGCUCAGGAAUGCACUUCUUGUGCUCCGUAACUAUUCCCGCACCUGCUUCAAUUUGUUUUCCCUCUGGUGCUUCUACUUUCAGGAAAGUAACACUGUUUGCUGAUGGCUGGAAGUAUUCCUGGCAAUUACUGAAUUCCUGAACAUAGCAGCU
Molecule: messenger RNA, 6097 nt
Organism: Numida meleagris (helmeted guineafowl)
Lineage: Eukaryota; Metazoa; Chordata; Aves; Galliformes; Numididae
Gene: CDCP2
Product: CUB domain containing protein 2
Exons: 5
Coding region: 4107-5753 (548 amino acids)
Molecular function (GO): serine-type endopeptidase activity
Source: RefSeq, a predicted model, not a curated record